AACUGCACAGUAACCAACAUUGGAUACAGCAACACACCCUCAAUCCGAAAAAGUGUUUCUUCGGUAUAUGAUAAGUUCAUUGUAAAGUGAUAAAAACGAAAAACCAACGAAAAUUACAAUCUACUGUACUUCCAGCGAGAGWUACUUCUUCCAUACUGAGGCACGGGAUUAUUGUUUGUUUGUGAUCGCAUUGGUCCAUUUGAUCUGAUCUGAAUUGUUUGGAUCGAAUUGAAUUUAUUCGAAUUCAAUUGAUAUAGAGACAGAACAGGCUGAGAAAGGCACAAGACUGGCAAACUGGCUCCGAAGAAAGGUGGUAGCUCCGACCAAAACCAAAAAAUGAACCGUGAAGUGUCACACUACGUUGUGACUGCCCAUCCUCCUAACGGAGUGCUGCACACCGUCAAGUGCAAUUUCUUGGCUGAAACCUCGGAGGUAAGCAAACAAAAUACGAGUCUUCCUUUGUUUCUUAAUUUAAUACAUUGCAAUGUACUGCACCAUUUUGCACGGCGUCAUUUAUCUCAUGAAUUGGAUCGAUCUUUUCAAAAUGUAUCUAGGAUGUUAUCAUUGGCAAGUCCCGUUCCUUGGAGGUUCGGCAGCUUCGAAAGUCGAUCAAGUCGAAUGUUGCAGAAGCCAUGGUUGGUAGCAACAAUAGCGCUUCUUCCUUCCCGAUAAUGCUGACCGUCCCAAUAAAUGGACGGAUCACCUCCUUGACGGCGAUACAAUUGGAUUCCAAACCGACGUCUUUAUUAUUUGUCACCACAGAUCAACACCAGUAUGCUGUAAUCGGAUACGAUCCCCAUCUGACACCCUAUUUCGUUCGCACGUACGCCUCGGGAUCCCUUAAGGACGAAUGGAACCAGCUUGGUCAACAGUCUGAGUGCGGACCCCUGGUCACGAUCGAUCCUUAUUCCAGAUGCAUCAUCCUUCACGUUUAUGAUGGUCUUGUAACCGUUUUUCCCAUUCGAAACACUACGGUCACAGCAGCAGGGGGAGGAAGGGCUGGGCGGGACGAAAAGUUUCUGGGACCAGUUUUUCAUGCGCGUCUUGAGGAACGCACCGUCUUGUCCAUGGCGGUGUUGCACCAUGCGGAUCCGAUCGAAACCCCACCCCAUCUGUGCAUCUUGCAUCAAGAUUCGAGGGGCAAUCAGCACAUCACGACCCACGUUGUCGACUUGCACAAUUCACAGGUUUUAAACCAGGCAUCCCACUCGCUAAUGGCUCAGCAGCAGGAGCAACGCCAGUCAUCAUCUUCAGCGUUACAGCCAUCCAAAUCUCCACGCAACAACAAGAGAAUGGGCAUCCCUGCCAACGCAUGCGAAUGGCUGAAAAAAUCACGGCUCGACGGUGGAUCCUCGCUUUUGAUCCCAGUCCCACCGCGACAGGCCAUAGCUGCAACGGCAGCCAGUGCCGCGGCUUUGGGUGCCGGAAACAACCGGAACAAGACCAAUGCGGCAUCUGGCGGGGUAGUGGUUCUAGGACAGCGGCAGAUUACGUAUUGCGCGAGAAACCACUAUAAAGUUUUGCCAAUCCCACCUGCCCUGAUUCUCAGCUGGGACACACUGCCUCCUGACGCUAGUGGAAUGCCUCGAUUCCUGUUGGGGGACGAAUACGGCAAUAUGCAUAUGUUAACUCUCAUAACCGCUGGGGCCGCAGCUGCUGCGAAGGGUAUUAUUAACACUGGAAGCAAUGAGAACAGUAAUAAGAUCGUAGCUUUGCAGCUGGACACACUUGGAUCGUGCACGCUGACAAAUUGCUUGCAGUACUUGGACCAUGGUCUAGUCUUUUGCGGAAGCACAUUAGGGGACUCACAAUUGAUUCAAAUUCACGAUACGCCUAUCCCAGUUGAGGAUGAAGAAAGUAUGAUUACCGAUGCCGAUGACACCAGGCCUUCGGAGCUGGGAAACACUACAUUUUUGAGUGCAGUUGAAGAUUAUACGCACUUGGGUCCUAUUGUCGACUUUGACCUAGUCCCCAUGGCCGGAAGUGGAGGAGGUUCUUCGGGUAAUUUUAAUAACUCAACCUCAAUGCACGGGCAAGUGGGUCAGUCCCAGGUCGUCACGGCUUCAGGGUCAUGCAAGUCAGGUUCGCUGCGAGUGAUUCGCAAUGGCAUCGGCAUGAAGGAAUACGCGAAUGUGGAAUUGUCAGGUAUUCAAAGCAUGUGGAAUUUGCGAGGGUCUUUUGGAGAUGAUCAAGACACGUACUUGGUUCAAUCGUUUGUGGGGGAGACGCGCGUUUUAGGGGUUGUUUCGAACGAUGAAGAUCCCGAAUUCGACGACGAUGGCAUGAUGGAUACUACUGACGACGAAAAGUUGGGCGAUGCUAACGGGAUAGAGAAAAUGCAAGACGACGACGAAUACGACGACGAAGUAGGUGGCACACUAGCAGAAGUUGUCUUACCGGGAUUGGAUUCCAAUGCAUCGACUCUUCAUGUCAGCAACAUUGUUGGAAACUUCUUUUUGCAGGUCACCGAUACUCAGAUUCGAUUGGUGUCAUCAGAUGGCGAAGUUUUGGAUACUUUUCAGCCUGAAUUAAAUAUUACCGUAGCUGCAGGAAACGAAUCAGGCCAAACUUUGAUUGCUCUUGCGGGCGGAAAAGUUUUAUAUUUCGAGGUGAAAGAAAGCAAAUUAAUCCUACGUUCUUCGAAGCAAAUGGACAGGGAAGUUAGCUGCUUAAAUAUCAAUCCUUUUUUGCCAAAAGACACAACCCCGGGAUCCAUGGAUAUUUCGGUUGGCCACGAGAAGAAAACGAGUUCAAUUUGUAGUCGACAUGCUCAUCCCGCGACAAUAUGUGCGGUCGGCCUUUGGGACGAUUUCACUGUUCGUCUUCUGGCGCUCGGAGACGAUGCUUUGAUCGAAGUUUUACAGAUUCAUUUGAGUAAUGAGGACGAGAUAGGAGAUAUGACCGAGGGUAACGUACAGGGCAAACGACGCAAUCGYAACAAUAUGAUGGCCAGAUCACUAUGUUUGAUAACUUUGGACUUUUCUUCAAGUGGAUCAACUUCUCCGUCGUCGCAUACCGGUAGUGCAUCAUCAUCGAAUAUUGGCUCCGCUCAAGGGGUAAAUAUGCUUCUAGUAGGAUUGGGGGAUGGUACUUUGGUUUCGUUUGCAGUCAUUGAGGACGGUCGUGUUCGAGUUCAAUCAAAGAAAGAAGUGAGCUUAGGCACCCAACGUAUCAAUCUCAUCCCCCUUCAAAAUGAGCGAGGUGGAAACUGUGUUCUUGCUACUGGUGACAGGCCGACAGUGAUUUAUCUUGCAGGUAUGGGUGGGGUCUCCGAAAGAGCAAACUAUAACCCAAAAUUGUGCUAUUCUAAUGUAAAUCUUAGCCCCGUCGACGAAGGAGAGUCCAGUGACAUGAAUAGACCUCAUGCUCAUGAAUCAAUUGCUGUCAACGUCGCAGCUCCAUUCUCGAGCCCUUUACUUUUUGAUGACACCGGCAACGAACAUUACAGCCUGAGCAUAGCUGACGAUUCCAAUCUCCGAAUGGGCGUCAUCGAUGAUAUCCAAAAGCUUCACGUCACAACCUAUCGAUUAGGAAUGUCACCUCGCCGAAUUGUGCGUUGCCCCGAAGGAAGAAUGUUUGCGGUUGGUUGCAUCGAAUCUGGAAUUAAGGAAUUAGGCAUUGAAGGUGGACAAAUGACAAUGGGGAACUGUAUAAGAUUUUUGGAUGAUUCAACAUUUGACGAUAUCCAUCGGAUCGAUCUGGAACCAACGGAAAUGGUUCUAUCCAUGGUUUCGGCUUCCCUUCACAUUCAUCAGCCCUCUCUCGGAAAUAUGUCACCAUUAGGAAGUGCUGGAAAAACAGAAUCUWGCGAUGGAUCGUCKUUUCAACUAAAAUCAUAUUUGGUAGUAGGCACUGCAUACGUGCUUCAUGACGAAGACGAGCCAACGAAGGGGCGUAUUUUGAUUUAUUCUUGCAACGCCGAAGACAUCCCAGUAGAAGACUCGACAAAUCGAUCAGUAAGACUGAUCUCUGAGGCUCAGGUUCGAGGAGGUGUUUACUCAAUUAGUCAAUUUUAUGAUGGAACAUUUUUAGCUGCGGUCAACUCAAAGACACAGAUCUAUAAAAUGGUCAGCGACGGAAUUGGUGUAGUCAAACUGAACCCAGUGGGAGUUGGUCACCACGGACAAAUUCUUAGUUUGUUUGUKUCCAGCCGGGCUCCGAAGGGAUCGGCCAAUUCUCCGCUAGCUUCAGACGAGGUUUCAAUAGAAAAGGGCAGCAAUUAUCAAAAAGAAAAGUUGGCGAUUGUUGGGGAUUUGAUGCGCUCAAUCUCUCUCGUCCAGUACUAUCCCCAGUAUGAAACACUGGAGGAGGUAGCCCGAGAUUUUAAUGCUAACUGGACAUCUGCUGUUACAAUGUUGACUGACGAUGUCUACCUUGGAAGUGAAAAUUGGAAUAAUUUGUUUGUUUUGCGCCGGAAUACAAAGGCACAAAGCGAGGAAGCGCGCUGCCGGUUAGAUACAAUUGGUGAAUUCCAUCUUGGAGAAAUGUGCAACAAGUUUAUGAGAGGUAGUCUUGUGAUGCCUAACAGCUCUACCGACAUGUCCAAGGCUAAUAGUGGUCGGAGUCGUCGUCGGGCUUUAGCAUCGCCGAAGAAGACUUUGAAAGAUAAUCAUAAAGGUUCUUCUUCUGGGAUACGCCCAAAGCGGCCUGCAGUGGCGAUUGGYAGCCAAACCCUUUUUGGCACCGUUGAUGGAACUCUUGGCGUGAUUCUUGGAUUGGAUAAUGCGACUGCAUCGUUCUUUUCAUGUUUGGAAAAAUCAAUGGAACGCGUCAUCAUGCCAAUAGGAAACUUUAGUCACCAUCAAUUUCGAGCUUUCAAAGCGGAACAGCGACAGCAUCCUCGCCAUGGUUUUGUCGACGGCGACCUCGUGGAAUCGUUCCUUGAUUUUGAUUUGAGCACAAUGGAAAAGGUUGUGCAGCAAAUGAACAAGGAUGGCUCCUGGACAAGUUCAAACUCGAGAACACACAUUUCGGGAAACAGUGGCGAUGAUGGAAUUGAUGAUGACGAUAAUGAAAAUCCACAACUUUGCGUCGACGAUGUCUUGGCUGUCAUAGAAGAAAUGGCGAUGCUUCAUUAAAUAUUGUAUCUGACGUCAUCAGGAUUCUGAUAUUAUGUAGCAACGAUAACAUCACCCUUUAUACCACUGGAUCGAGAAUUACUUUAACCAUUGGGUUCUGCUGAAGUUUUCCGCAGUCUGUUGUGUAUCUUCUCGUCAUUUCUGACUGAAAAGAUCGAAUUUUUCCUAAUCACUAGUUCAAAUUAUU
Messenger RNA from Pseudo-nitzschia multistriata, 5265 nucleotides. The record is from the annotation of a GenBank genome assembly. Lineage: Eukaryota; Bacillariophyta; Bacillariophyceae; Bacillariales; Bacillariaceae.